GCUGGUAUAAAGAUGCCUCCUCGGUUCCACCCAGGAGAGUUGCAAGGCUUCUUGUGAUGAGAAUUGGCCUGGCAGUGUGUGAUGGAGGGAGGGCUGCUCUCUGCUCUUCUCCUGGGAUCCAUCGUGAUGUUGGUUGUGGUGUUGAACCAUUUCCUUCCCUUGUUACUGAAUCUUGGAGCUGCUCCAAGGGGGAGCUUCGGAUGGCCUUUGUUAGGCGAGACCUUGAGGUUUUUGAGCCCACAUGCUUCAUAUGCUCUUGGAAGUUUCUUAGAAGACCAUUGUUCUAGGUAUGGGAAGGUCUUCAAGUCGCAGCUCUUCUGUACCCCGACCAUCGUCUCCUGUGACCAGGAGCUGAACCACUUCAUACUCCAGAACGAGGAGAAGCUGUUCCAGUGCAGCUACCCGAGACCCAUACAUGGCAUACUGGGCAAGUCUUCCAUGAUUGUGGUGGUAGGUGACACCCACAAGAAGCUGAGAAACCUGGCCUUGACACUGGUCACCACCACCAAGGCAAGAGCUGGAUAUCUCAAUGAUAUAGAGAGAAUCGCUCUUCGAGUCAUGGGCUCAUGGAAGGACAAGAAGAGGAUCUUCUUCUGUGAGGAGGCCAGAAAGUUCACUUUCAGUGUCAUAGUGAAACAAGUCCUCGGGUUGUCACAAGAUGAGCCACAGACUGCAAAAAUUCUUGAGGACUUCCUGACUUUUAUGAAGGGUCUCAUUUCUUUUCCCCUCUACAUCCCAGGAACCGCAUAUGCCAAAGCUGUUCAGGCUAGAGCUAGGAUUUCUUUAACUGUGAAAGCCAUACUAGAAGAAAGAAGAAAGAACGGAGGGGAUUCCAGUCAGAAGGGUGACUUCCUUGAUGAACUCCUAUCAGUUGGUAAUUUGUCUGAGGAGGAAAAGGUCAGUUUCUUGCUGGACUCCUUGCUGGGUGGCUAUGAGACCACCUCCCUGCUGAUGUCAAUGGCUGUUUACUUUCUCGGGCAAUGUCCAUCAGCUCUGGAGCAGCUCAAGUCAGAACACCAGUCCAUUAGAGCCAACAAGAAGGAUGAGUACUUGAACUCAGAAGGCUACAAGAAAAUGGAGUUUACCCAACAUGUCAUAAAUGAGACUUUAAGAUGUGGAAACAUUGUUAAGUUUGUUCACAGAAAGGCUCUCAAGGAUGUCAGAUACAAAGAGUAUCUGAUCCCAUGUGGCUGGAAGGUCCUGCCCGUCCUCAGUGCAGUACAUUUAGACUCUUCCCUUCAUGGAAAUCCCCAAGAGUUUCACCCCUGGAGAUGGGAGGGUUACAACCAAACAUCAACCAAAAAGUUCACUCCAUUUGGUGGUGGGCCAAGGCUUUGCCCAGGAUCUGAACUUGCCAAAGUGGAGGUUGCUUUCUUCCUCCACUUCAUGGUGCUCAAUUUCAGGUGGAAACUGGAAGGCGAAGAAGACAUUCCCAUCGCUUACCCCUACGUGGAGUUCCCAAGAGGAUUACCACUGGAAAUUGAACCGGUGCCAUCCGAAUAUUAACCGAGGAGGAGAGAGCAAAAGGCUAGUCUUCCACUCCAGUGUCCACUCCACCACCAGGUCAUGGCCACACUGCCUCUGUUCCAGGUUCAUCAUGCAAUAGCAUCAGAUUCAGCCAUGUUUUCUCGAAUCGCGAGUCGUCGUCCGAGCAGAUUGCAGAUCCUUCCAUGUUUAUAUCUGUUGUUCUGCCAGUUUCCAUAACAUGAAAUAGAGUUGUAUAAAUCUGUGUAGCUUUAACCAUCA
Molecule: messenger RNA, 1746 nt
Organism: Musa acuminata subsp. malaccensis (wild Malaysian banana)
Lineage: Eukaryota; Viridiplantae; Streptophyta; Magnoliopsida; Zingiberales; Musaceae
Product: cytochrome P450 724B1
Biological process (GO): sterol metabolic process
Molecular function (GO): iron ion binding; oxidoreductase activity, acting on paired donors, with incorporation or reduction of molecular oxygen; monooxygenase activity
Source: RefSeq, a predicted model, not a curated record